AUGCAGCUGACCGCUCUCACCCUCCUUGCCGCCGCCACGGGUUCCGUGUCCGCCGCAGUCCUAACCCCCAAGGACGCGAGCACCACAUACACCCUCACUGCACAAAGUGAAAACCAGGUCAUCUACGGAGGGGUCAUUAGCGCGAGCGGAACGCAGCUGUGGGUAUCGCUUCCCCAGGACUUGCAGGAUGCAAACUGCGGACAGGAGGUGUUGCAAGACGGUGCGGCCAUUGUGUUUCUCCAAGAGGGGCCCGAGGAGCUAUUUCUAUAUGGUGGCCAGGACAAGGGCAACCUGGUGUACAUCGAUAACCUCAACUAUACAUCCAGUAACGCGGAAGUACUUUCAGGUUGGUCUAUAGACCCUGACGCUAAGUUGCUGUUCUUCAGUGGAAGUAACUUCCUGGCCUGUCCUGGUCCUGAGGAGUCCAACGGUGCGUAUACGGUCGACAUAUUGCUCCGUAGCGCUAACCUGGAAGUACACACCGACUGCUUCGAAAUUAACAUCCUGCCCACCCUCAAGGACAAUCCAGUGGCCUGCAGGUACACCGAGGAGGAGUAG
Messenger RNA from Dichotomopilus funicola, 558 nucleotides. RefSeq lists its product as uncharacterized. Bases 1 to 558 code for a protein of 185 amino acids. The transcript is spliced from 2 exons. Lineage: Eukaryota; Fungi; Ascomycota; Sordariomycetes; Sordariales; Chaetomiaceae. The record is from RefSeq and is a predicted model, not a curated record.